AGAGAGAGAGAGAGAGAGAGAGAGAGAGAGAGAGAGAGAGAGAGAGAGAGAGAGAGAGAGAGAGAGAGGACUGGAAACCAGGGAGCUAUCCACAGUGGCCGGAGCGGAAAGCAAAGGAAGAGCAGAAUCACAACAGAAGUGGACUUAUCCUUUUCCCUCUUUUAGCUCUCCAUCAAAGCCCUCUGGUGGAUGGGGAGGGGAGGGGGGCCCACAAAAAAAGGGAGAAAAAAAGAAGACGAAAUUAAAGCCAGUUAUCUCCUUUUCUGAAGCGUAACGCGCUCUGCCUGAGGACCUGCACCUUACUUCACUAUGGCUGCCCCGGUUGGAGGUGGAGGAAACGCCGUCUCCCUCUCCGCUCACUGCCGCCGCCGCUGCGUCUGCCUCUGGCCUCUGCUGGCUCUCCUGAGCCCCGUGUGGGGCUUUAACCUGGAUACCACACACACACUGCACAAGUUUGGAGACCAGGGCACCUUCUUUGGCUUCUCCCUCGCCCUUCACCAGCAGGUCACCCCCAAACCCCAGAGCUGGAUCCUGGUGGGGGCGCCACAGGCAGCGGGGCAGGGUCUGCUGCAGGGCAGUCGGCCAGGGGCUCUGUUCAGAUGUCCCAUCACACCAGAGGAGUAUGACUGUGAGCGGGUGGAUAUUGACGGAGACGUGAGUCCAGACAGAGAGAGCAAAGACAACCAGUGGCUGGGAGUUACAGUCAAGAGUCAGGGCAUCGGAGGGAAGGUGGUGACGUGUGCUCACCUGUAUGAGCUGAGGCAGCGCGUGACGCAGCCGUCAGAGACCCGGGACCCGAUCGGACGGUGCUACGUCCUGAGCGAGGACCUGACGGAGAGAGAUGACCUGGACGGAGGCGAGUGGAAGUUCUGCGAGGGCCGACCGCAGGGACAUGAACAGUUUGGCUUCUGCCAGCAGGGCCUGUCGGCCAGCUUCACCCCGGACAACAACUUCAUCCUGUUUGGGGCCCCGGGGACAUACAACUGGAAAGGUGAGAUGCGUGUCCAGCUCCUGAACCAAACCCUGCUGGAUCUGGGUUUCUACGAUGACGGGCCUUAUGAGGUGGCCGACCAGAAACAGCUGAACGCCCAGCUGAUCCCGGUGCCCUACCAUAGUUACUUGGGGCUCUUGUUCAUGGCUAGCCCGGUUGAAGAUGCGCUGCUGUACAAAACCCUGGAGCCCUCCAGCCGAGCCACGGCGUUUGAGGAUGUAGCUCAUAAUAGCUACCUAGGGUUCUCCGUGGACUCGGCCAUAGGGCUCAUGAGCCUCGGCGAACUGACCUUUGUGGCGGGGGCGCCGCGGGCCAAUCACACGGGGGCGGUGCUGCUCCUGAGGAAGGACAACGUGUACCGGCUGGUGCCGCAUCACAUCCUGUGGGGAGAGGAGCUGGCAUCCUCCUUCGGCUACUCGGUGGCCACCGCCGAUCUCAACCGGGACGGAUGGACAGAUCUGAUAGUGGGAGCUCCUAACUUCUUUGACCGGAAGGCGGAGAUCGGCGGGGCGGUGUACGUCUAUCUGAACCCCUUUGGUCAUUGGGACGACCAGGCCCGACCCAUUCGUCUGAACGGGACGUACGACUCCAUGUUUGGGAUGACGGUCAGCAGCAUCGGAGACCUGGACCAAGACGGAUACGGAGAUAUUGCUGUUGGAGCACCUUUUGACGGAGAUGGUAAAGUCUUCAUCUACAGGGGCGUAGAGUCAGGCAUUGAGACAAAGCCGGCACAGGUUCUAGAUGGUCGUGACUUUGACGUGAGGCGUUUUGGUUACUCCAUCUCAGGCGGACUGGAUAUCGAUAAGAACCAUUACCCGGACCUGGCCGUGGGCUCUCUGAAUGACUCAGUGGUUCUGUUCAGGUCUCGUCCAGUCAUCCAGAUCAUCAGGCACAUUACGGUUGAACCUCAUUACAUCGACCUGGAGCAGUCCAACUGCAAGGGCAGAGACGGAGUUUGUGUGGAGGUAAAGGCCUGCUUCUCCUUCACUGCCCAUCCAGCACACGACUCCCUCCACCUCACCCUCAUAGUUCACUUUGAAGCUGAUACCAAGCGCAGGAAGUUGGGCCUGCCCCACCGCGUUAACUUCCUGGGUCGGAGUUCGUUGGAGCCGGAGUACACGCAGACGGAGGAAGUCGAGCUGCAUGGCCAGCACCACCCAGCGUGUACCAGCGCCAUCUUCCAGCUGAAGGAAAAUAUCCGUGACAAACUGCGACCCAUCUCUCUGGCCAUCACCCACACCAUCAAGCCUGUGGCGCCGCGCAGACAUUCAGGCGCCAAACGUCUGGAGAAAUUGGCACCCAUGCUGAACAUCUCCCCAUCCAACACGCUGCAUUCUGAGGUAAACUUCCUUCGGGAGGGGUGUGGUGAUGACAAGAUCUGCCAGAGCAACCUGAAGCUGAGUUACCAGUUUGGAAUGAGAUCUCUGGACUCGGAGGUCUUCACCCCGCUGCCAAGAGACGAGGAGAACGUGCCAGUGAUCCACCUGUUGGACCAGCGCUUUUUUGCGCUGCAGAUCACCGUCACCAACAAACCCUCAAACCCACUGUACCCUGAGGAUGGAGACGACGCCCAUGCCGCCCAGCUGAUCAUCUCCCUCCCUGAGAUGCUGCCCUACGCUGCCUCCAGACACCCGGAACAGAUGCGGUGCGAGGCCAUCCCGAACGGCUCUGGGGCCGAGUGCGAUUUGGGAAAUCCUCUCAAACAAGGUGCUGAGUUGACAUUCACCAUCUUUCUGAGUACGUCUGCGAUCACCAUUGAAACUUCUGAAGUGGUUGUAGAUCUCUUGUUGUCAACUAUCAGUGAGCAGCCUGACCUGGCCUCCAUCAGGGCAGUUGCUAAAGUGGUGAUCGAGCUGCCCCUGUCUGUCAGCGCGGUCGCCCACCCGCACCAACUCUUCUUCAGCGGCGCCGUGAGGGGGGAGAGCGCCAUGACCUCGCUGGACGACAUGGGCAGCCCUGUGGACUUCCAGAUCACGGUGAAUAAUCCUGGCCAGGCUCUGCAGAUGCCCCGCUCGGCCUUCCUCAACAUCAUGUGGCCUUAUGAGUUGGCCAACGGCAAGUGGCUUCUUUAUCCCGCCAGCCUGAAGUUUGAAGGUCACCCGGACAUACGCUGCACUCCCAGUGGAGCCCUCAAUCCCCUGAAACUACACCACAGCUCCUCAGCCACGAAGCUGCCACAGCCCGGACAUCUCAGGACGGGCAGGAGGAGUCGCUCCCACCCAGAAGAGGAGGGUCACGUUGUGAUGGAGGACGGCGUGGAGAGGACCACGCCGGCUGUGGCAGCUUCGGAAAGACGCAAGUCUCUCAAACUGGACUGUCUGCUGGGUUCGGCCCGUUGCGUGCUCUUCCAGUGCCCCCUCCACAGGUUGUCUGGUGAGAUGGUCUUCAAGAUCCACGCCCGCCUGUGGAACAGCACCUUCAUCGAGGAGUUCCCAGCGGUCAGUGCUUUGGAGGUGCUGGUCAGAGCGAACAUCACCGUCAAGUCCAGCAUGAAACACCUGGUCCUCAGGGAUGCUGCAGCACAGCUUCCAGUGAUGAUCUACCCAGAACCAGGUCUAACAGACCAGUACCUGAUACCCUGGUGGAUCAUCCUUAUAGCUGUUUUGGCAGGCAUCCUACUCCUGACCCUACUGGUCUGCUUACUGUGGAAGUGUGGUUUUUUCCGGCGGGCCCAGUACAAAGACAAAGUGCCACAGUACCACGCGGUGAAGAUCCCUCGUCAGGACCGGCCUCAGUUCCAGACAGAGAAGUCAUCGGGGGUCCAGAAGAAGGAGUGGGCCACGCACUGGAGCGACACCACCGCUUGACCUCAGACCCCAUCCCACAUCACAUGACGCGUGGCUCAUGCUUCGGUGUCUGCAGUGGAGUUAACUGACUGAAAUAAGCGCACAUCGACUGAUGAUGUCGUAAAAAAUGUGCUCCUUGUAAUCGGUCGAUACUUGUGUAUUGACUGUAUUUUACACCGGCUGGUUACACACACACACACACACCCCGACUGGCCGGCCUUGGAGAGUCUAUAUUUGUGCCAUGAAUUGGAGAUUUACAGUAAGCACCGAUGUGACCGGUUCAGCCGUUCAAUACGUUUUACAGCUUACAAAUGGAGCAUCGAUGCUCAAAUGGACUUCAAUGACUGCCAUCAAUACUGACCAAAAGAACACACACACGCGAUCUCCUUGGUUAAGAAGUCCCCUCACACCACACAAACUGCUUCUUGCCUUUGCUGUAAAGCUGAAUUAAGAAAAAAAAAAUCAUAGAAUAUCUUUUAUAUUCAUAUUUUUCUUUGGGGGUUGUUUUGGUUAGCACUGGUUAACA
Lampris incognitus (smalleye Pacific opah) is the source of this 4303-nucleotide messenger RNA. It is a transcript of the gene itga7, whose product is annotated as integrin, alpha 7. Gene Ontology annotation, molecular function: integrin binding. Bases 310 to 3798 code for a protein of 1162 amino acids. The transcript is spliced from 26 exons. Gene Ontology annotation, biological process: cell-cell adhesion; integrin-mediated signaling pathway; leukocyte migration. The record is from RefSeq and is a predicted model, not a curated record. Gene Ontology annotation, cellular component: integrin complex; external side of plasma membrane. NCBI's taxonomy places the organism in Eukaryota, Metazoa, Chordata, Actinopteri, Lampriformes, Lampridae.